AUGCCUUCAACUGUCUUUCAAUGGCUAAGUCUUGUGGGCAUCAUUUGGCUCCAAUCCAUAAAUGGAACAAACACCAAUUUCCCUGCUUACUCCUCACAGCUGAAGCAUCUCCUUACCAUCUCACAAUUUCAGCUCAAUAACCUUGCUUUUGCCUCUGAUGCUGGAAAAGUUUUUGGCUUUUUUUCUGGCUUGGCUGCAUUUUACUUCCCCCUUUGGCUAGUGCUCAUGAUUGGUUCAACUCUUGGGCUAAUUGGCUAUGGUGUACAAUAUCUCAUCAUAACAGAACAGAUCUCCUCUCUCUCCUAUUGGCAUGUCUUCUUUCUAACAGUUUUAGCAGGAAAUAGCAUUUGUUGGAUUAACACUGUCUGCUAUGUCAUCACAAUAAGGAACUUCUCAUAUGAUUGCCAAGUUGCUGUGGGGAUAACAACUAGUUACCAAGGGUUGAGUGCUAAGAUUUAUACCAGCAUUGUUGAUGCAGUUGCUGGAAACAAAAGGGCCAAAACAUUUCUCUUUCUAAACUCAGUCUUACCUGUGAUAGUUAGCCUAAUAGCAGCUCCUGUGGUUAGAGAAAUAGAAGUCGUAAGGCCUAAACACAUUAGUGUUGGAUUUGUUCUUAUGUUUGUUAUAACAAUUGCCACAGGAAUUUAUGCUGUGAUGAGCAGCUUGGAAUUUGUCUCCAGCAGAAUAUCUUCACUUGGGAACCUUAUUGGUGUUCUAGUGUUCCUUCUCUUGCCUCUAUUAGUUCCACUUUCCAUGAAGAUCCAUGCACUAGUUGGGUCAUGGCACAAAAAUAGAGAAAAACAAAGAGUGUAUAAUUUUACUUCGGAGGAUGGUCAUAAAGAAGAGAGAAUAGAGAAUGAGGAGAAAGAAGGUGAAGAAGAUAGUGGAGAAGUUCAAGACGUAGGUAUGAGAGAAGAAGUAGGAGCAAAAUUAAUGGUGAGAAGAAUAGAUUUCUGGUUAUACUUCUUUGUCUAUUUGUUCGGUGCAACACUCGGUUUAGUGUUUCUGAAUAACUUGGGGCAAAUAGCUGAAUCCCGGGGUUACUAUAGAACUUCAUCAUUGGUGUCAUUGUCUUCUUCUUUUGGAUUCUUUGGCCGUCUCAUGCCAUCUAUAGUGGACUACUUUUACAGGAAUAAGUGUGCAAUAUCAAGACCUGCUUCUAUGAUGGUAUUAAUGGCUCCAACUGCAGGUGCAUUUUUUUUACUUCUCAACAAGACUCACCUUGCCCUCUACGUUAGCACUGCCAUAAUUGGAGUGUGCACUGGGGCAAUCACUUCAAUCGCUGUGUCCACGACCACUGAGUUAUUUGGAACCAAGAAUUUCUCCGUGAACCAUAAUGUGGUGGUGGCCAACAUUCCUGUGGGGUCCCUUUUGUUUGGCUACCAGGCUGCCAUUGUUUACCAUAAGGCAGGGAAUGAAAAUGGAAAAUGCAUGGGCAUGGAAUGCUACAGAAACACUUUCAUCAUAUGGGGUUCCCUUUGUUUCUUUGGCACUUUUUUGGCUUGCAUUCUACACGCUAGGACCCGCAAAUUUUACUCACAUAAGCUAUAG
Messenger RNA from Sphenostylis stenocarpa, 1551 nucleotides. The record is from the annotation of a GenBank genome assembly. NCBI's taxonomy places the organism in Eukaryota, Viridiplantae, Streptophyta, Magnoliopsida, Fabales, Fabaceae.